AGCGAAACAGUUUUGACAGCGAACGUGAGGAAAAGUCGUGCUCGGAUCGAUAGUCCAGAAAAUUUUCCAAUUUUCGCAUGAAAAUCUCCACCCAAUCGUCCGGGAAAGCCACGAGAUGAACCGUUCGCAGGUGGCCAACCUGCUGGAGGAGUUGAAAAAGUCCCCGGACAAAGCCACCGUCUACCGGAGACUAGUGCGCGUUCGGACGGAGGUCAUCAACACGGAAGCUGGAACGCAGCACUUUUUCGCCCUGGAUGGAAUCCGACUGCUGGUGGGCCUGCUGGCCAAACCGUACGAGAAGGUGCUGGAAGUGGUCCUCAGCAUCCUCGGGAACUGCUGCAUGCGCAAGGAGUGUGCCAAACAGGCUUUUGAGGAAGGAAUAUUGGCGCCGCUCAUUUCCAUCAUAGCCAACAUUCCGAAUCCGGCAAUUCAGUGUCGUGGUUGUCGUUUGCUGGGGAAUCUAGCGCAAUUCCCGGUAAUCACACAUGCCAUCGGUAAGGACAAUAGCAAUAAUACGACGUACGCCCUGACGUCGAUUUUAACUGAUUCGAACAACACUGCCGUCCUGAUAAUGUCUAUCCGGGCCGUUCGACAACUGUGGAAUGAGAAAACCGUUCGCAAUCUGAUGAUUGGCCAGGGUUGCAUCAAAAAGAUUGUCGAUUUGCUGGUCAAGUUUGCGCGAAACGAAGCCAAGGCAUUGGAAGAUGUGGAAUGUCGCGCCUCGGGGGAAACAUUAGGGGAAGAGACGGAAAAGGUCGUAAUCAAGCGAUUGCACGCCCCAGAUCGGACCAUUACGAAGGAGAAGUUCAAGAACAUUGUGCGACAUAUGGAGAACAGUCACCAUUGUGAUAUUGUAGGAUAUCAGUUGAUCAAGAGCUACCGUUGGAAAGAUUCCCAGGAUUUCAAAAUGCCAGAAGCGAAGGAAACGGUAGAACUGUUCACCGGGAUCUUGAAGUGUCUGCAAACCAUAACGUCCACGAUCACUGCUCAGGUGGCCGAGGAGCUGUACGGCGAGCAGGGUUGCGGCAUUAAAUGCUUAGUAUUUCUGUGCUCCGAAAGUAGUCAAUUUCGAACGUUGGCAUUGAAAAUAGUUUACCACCUAGCUUCCAAUCCGGAUGCGAUUGGAAAAUUGACUGCCUGUGAUGUGAUAACGAUGGCUUCCGAUCUAAUCAUGCACGCCAAUUUGGACGAUUCGGAAAAGCGCUAUUGCACCAGUGUUAUAUGUCUGCUUGCCAAGGAAGCUUGUAACCGUGGUCACAUCCGGCGCAGUGGUGCUUUACAAGCUUUAAUGAAACUAGCCAAGCAGUGCAAAGAGAAGAACGAACUUAGCAUAAUACUAUACGCCCUGUAUCAGUACCGAUUUGAUAAUCUUAGCUACGAAAUUCUGCUCAACAAUGGUCUGGUCAGCUUCCUGGUGGGAGUCCUUAACAAUAUCAUAGCCGAGAAAGAAGUGCAUCACAUCAAACACGAUGACGAGGAAACCAUGAACACCAGCGUUUUCUCGAAGCGGAAAUCCAGCAGCCAAAAAGCAAAACUCAAACGAAGUGAUGAAUUGUUUAAUUUCAAAAGCUCCAGUUAUUACCGACAUUCGAAGGUAGCCAAAAUUGAUCCAUACGGUUCGGCACCGGAAUCGCCGGAAAGUGGCAGCAGUGGUUAUGCUAGCACCAGCUACAAUGGCGUUCGAAAUCCCUCCAGUAGCAGUUCUAGUCCUGCUCGAACUGACGAGAUUGACGACUUCGAUGAAGACGAUAUCUAUUCACCUGUGUGUAGCGACACCGAAGAAGACCCAGAGACGGUAGUUGCAAAUGCGGUAGAAAGGGUUGCCCCUGAACCAGAUACGAUUGACGAAAACACCGAGGAUGCAAAGACCAGUAGCGAUUUCGACAUCCUGGCCUAUCUAUACGAUGACAACUCAAACACAAAUCUAAUGUCCGCAACGGAUCUUGACCGGGAAGAGGAAGAACAAGUCACCCAGCCAGAACCCCGAAAGCACAACCACAGCUUCGAUGAAACAAUAGACGACAACGAGAUACACGACAUUGAGCUGGAAAUCGUAUCGUCGCAGGCUUUCGAGAAGAACCCAAUGCAACCAAUUCUAACGCUGUUGUGGUCAAUAUCCAAAUCGCACAAGGGACUGGAAUUUGUGCAUCCGGGGACGUUGUCCACGUUGUUAAAGAUUUGCAAACUCACAAAAAAGCCACGUGGGCGAGCUUUCCAGAUCAUUGCCAACAUCAUCAAGCACGUGGAUCACUUCUUGCCGCUGCUGAAACAGGACUUUGUCUUUCGAUUACACGAGUGUAAGGUGCCGUACAGUUCCCACUCCAGGUGCUGGAGUUGCGAUGAGAUGAAAUCCGCCUGCAGCGAGCUGAUGACUCUUUUCGGAAAUAUUGGGGAAACAGGCUACGGUCAAGGAGAAAUUGCCCACAUUCUCCGAACUGGAGAGCGUACCUUGCAACUGCAGGUAUCCAUCAUCGUUAUGUACGUCGUUCGUGAUAUUAAACUGCUUCACAAGCUGCUGUACGAUAUGAAAAUUUUGAAAACUGUGAUGAACAUUAUCCUCAAUGAAAACGACGACGAAGAGGAGGAGGUGUAUGAACAACGACUGAGUGUAGCCGCCUGCUCUGGAUUGACCACGCUGGCUCAGAAUUUAUGCAUCUGCGGCGAAGAAGAAGAUACAGGAACACCCAGUGAAAUGUUGGAGGCCAAGGAGUUUGACAACACACUGACGAUUUGCAAUGAGAGCAACAGCAGUGAGGAGAAGGUUACCUUCAAGGUGACAAACGCCAGUGGAGUGAUUGAUAGUGUGCGAGUUAGCAAGAACUUGUUGAUUCAGGGAAGCGACGUAUUUCAGCGGAUGUUCGAUGGCGAUCAUUUCAUAGAGUCCAAGAACAAUGAAGUGUUUCUGAAAGAGAAUAUAAGCGUGGAUGGGUUAAAGUACUUCUUCUACCUGAUCAAACUGCAAACCAUGAACAAACUAACAGGGAUGGCACCACCUCCGAAGGUCAUUGAAGCUAGUUUAGAUGCACUGAGUCUAUCGCAAAAAUAUCUACUGCCAGGAGUGGAACGAUCGGUUCAGAAUAUAGUUAAAACAUUGCUCAAUGAUGAUUGCGUGCUAAACGUUUUCGAAUGGUCACUGAGAAACUACAACCAAGAACUUUUGGUCGCAUCAACUUACUACUUCCUAUACUCAGACAUUAGCGGAGCGGCCAAAUGCAAACUAUUCCGAGCCGCGAAUAAAUCAGUCUACCGAAAAGAGUGGCGACGGCUGAUGCACGAGACCAUCCUGUGUCGAGUACUACCCAACGUAGAAUAACCGAAUCCCGAAUGGUGAGUCUUUUGAAGUUACAAGUAGUUCUGCGCAGUACGACAAAUUGUGAUAGAUUCAAAUGCUUUUCGGAUUUCUAUUUCGCAGCGCAGUAGUUGACACAAGUCGCAGUACAGUUUUAGAUCUACUUUUACAGGUUAGUCAUCACUGUUUAUUUGUAAAACGACAUAUUUAUUUGCAUUGUGUCCGUUAGGAAUAGUUAAUCCCCUUUGAGAUGUAUAUUUUACACAUUCCAACCCCCAUUAUAAAGCUUUAUGUAAAUUAUCGUU
Aedes aegypti (yellow fever mosquito) is the source of this 3594-nucleotide messenger RNA. RefSeq lists its product as uncharacterized. The record is from RefSeq and is a predicted model, not a curated record. Gene Ontology annotation, molecular function: protein binding. Gene Ontology annotation, biological process: anatomical structure morphogenesis. The transcript has 4 exons. Bases 116 to 3313 code for a protein of 1065 amino acids. Lineage: Eukaryota; Metazoa; Arthropoda; Insecta; Diptera; Culicidae. Gene Ontology annotation, cellular component: cytosol.